This is a messenger RNA of Meloidogyne enterolobii, 411 nucleotides long. The record is from the annotation of a GenBank genome assembly. NCBI's taxonomy places the organism in Eukaryota, Metazoa, Nematoda, Chromadorea, Rhabditida, Meloidogynidae.
GUGUCAAUAAUGAGUCAACAACAACAAAAUAACCAAAAUGCUAAAAACGUUUAUGUGCCAAGUGAAGUUAAAAAACCUUGGUAUGUCACCGAGGAAAUGAUGUCUCGGCGAAUUACUUGUGAGAAGCGCCCAAUGUCUUUAAGCAAGAAGGAAAAGAGAGAAUAUCGGGAAAGAAUGAUUCCAAUGCCGAUUACGACUCUUGAGGAAUAUAACGAGUAUCAAAAAAUUCGUCUUCCUCCAAAGGAAGAGAAAUAUCCUUGGAAUAAGAAUGCUUGUAAUACUUCUGGUGCUGGGACUAGUGGGGAGGCUGCUUUGGAUGAUUAUCGAAAAAUUCUUAAAGACGAGGUAGUCCCUCAAAGUGCUAUUGAUGAUUGGAAGAAUCGUGAAGGUGGGUGGGACAAUAUGCAUUAA